Messenger RNA from Scatophagus argus, 5328 nucleotides. It is a transcript of the gene mgat4c, whose product is annotated as mgat4 family member C. The record is from RefSeq and is a predicted model, not a curated record. The coding region runs from base 279 to 1712 and encodes 477 amino acids. Gene Ontology annotation, biological process: protein N-linked glycosylation. NCBI's taxonomy places the organism in Eukaryota, Metazoa, Chordata, Actinopteri, Scatophagidae. Gene Ontology annotation, molecular function: acetylglucosaminyltransferase activity. The transcript is spliced from 3 exons.
UGUCCUGCACUUCCUUUAGUUUUUCACUGAAAAGGGAAAUAAAAACCCCACCCUCUCACAGAUCAUUAGAAGUCCAGGGAAAAAUAAUUGUGAUGCUGAUGGAGGAAAAUCAUGGCUGUAUGGUUGUAAAAUUAAUUCCCUCACAAUCGUUUGAUGCUCGAUAAAAAGGCAAAUUAUUCACAUGUGGCAAAGAAGGCUGACGACACUGAAGGCAAGCCGGACCAACGUGUCAUUUUUUAUGUUGUUCUCCUGCAGAUCCCAGUGAGAGCGAGUACAGCAUGAGGCUGGUGUGGAAAUCCCUGGACAAGAUGAGGUGUCUGAGGAAACGCUCCACCAUUCCCUUCCUCGGCUUCCUCAUCACCUUCCUCCUCUUCCUGAACCUCUACAUUGAAGACGGCUACGUGCUGGAAGGGGAUAAGAGACAGCUCAGGGAAACAUCAGUCCACCCUCCGAGCUCAGAGCGAUACGUUCACACCUUCAGAGACCUGAGUAAUUUCUCUGGAACUAUUAAUGUCACGUAUCGUUAUCUCGCUGGAACCCCGCUGAGCCGCAAGAAGUAUCUCACCAUCGGACUGUCUUCAGUCAAAAGAAAAAGAGGAAACUAUCUUCUAGAGACGAUCAAAUCCAUCUUUGAUCAGUCCAGUUACGAGGAACUCAAAGAGAUUGUGGUUGUGGUCCACCUGGCAGACUUUGACCUGGUCUGGUGUGAAAAUCUGGUGCAGGAAAUCAGCAGGAAGUUUGCUCACCACAUCAUAGCCGGACGCCUCCUGGUGAUCCAGGCCCCAGAAGAGUACUAUCCAUCCUUGGAGGGCUUGAAAAGGAACUAUAACGACCCAGAGGACCGGGUCCGUUUCCGCUCCAAGCAGAACGUGGACUACGCUUUCCUCCUCAACUUCUGCACAAAUCUUUCUCACUUCUACAUGAUGCUAGAGGACGAUGUGCGCUGCUCCAGAAACUUCCUGACGGCGCUGAAGAAGGUGAUCACCUCCAGGGAAGGUUCCUACUGGGUGAUGCUGGAGUUCUCCAAGCUGGGCUACAUCGGGAAGCUGUACCACUCCAAAGACCUCCCACGUCUGGCUCAUUUCCUCCUCAUGUUCUACCAGGAGAUGCCCUGCGACUGGCUCCUCAUCCACUUCAGGGGUCUGCUGGCACAGAAGGACGUGAUCCGCUUCAAGCCCUCGCUGUUCCAGCACAUGGGCUACUACUCUUCUUACAAAGGAGCGGAGAAUAAGCUGAAGGACGACGACUUCGAGGAGGACUCCAUAGACAUCCCCGACAACCCUCCAGCCAGCCUUUACACAAACAUCAACGUCUUUGAAAACUAUGACGCCACCAAGGCUUACAGCUCUGUGGACGAGUACUUUUGGGGAAAGCCUCCUUCCACAGGAGACUUCUUUGUCAUAGUCUUCAAUAAAUCUACCAAAAUUAAUAAAAUUAAGAUUUCUACCGGUUCUGAUGAUCGUCAGAAUGACAUUCUUCACCACGGAGCUCUGGAAGUAGGGGAGAAACUAGUUGGGACUAAAAAAGGGAAACAGUGUUCCUCUUAUAUCACGUUAGGGGAGUUUAAAAAUGGCAACAUUGAGGUUCAAGAUGUAGACCACAAAAUUGCCUUCGACAUUGAGUGUGUGCGCAUCGUGGUGACAGCCAGUCAGAAGGAAUGGCUCAUUAUUAGAAGUAUUAGUUUAUGGACUACACAACCCCCCAGCCAAUGAGGACUACACAUAACAGACUCUUAGUAUGUCAAUGAGGCAAAGGUUUUUAUUAUUAUUAUUGUUAUUAUUAUUUACUUAUCUAUGUAUUUCCAGAUUUAUUUAUUCAUUUUUUAAUGUAUUUAUUAAUACUCAGUUUGACUGCAAAAUCACUCUGUAGUUUUUUAUACCUGCAAGUUGUAACGUCAGUGGAGCAUCUUUCCAGUCAUCCUUAUGGACUGUUCAACUGACCUCAGAGUAUUCAUGAACAUAUUUCUAUAUUAUUAUCCAUAUUUUUUCUUUAAAAUUCCAUAGAUUUUUAUUCAUUUCAGCUUUUGAUUGCAGUCUUUAAUGUAGGGCUGGGCGAUAAUUCAAUAUGUUUUACCAACAUGUGAUAAAGUCAUAUGGUAUUACAAUGGUAGUAUAAUUUAAGUUGUUUUAUUCUAAAACGAUGAGGCUAUAAUGCUCGGUAUUUCUAGUUUUAUGUCAGCAAAUCUUAAGAAAAUUCAAAGCCAACAGUGAAUUGAUCCUGUAACAAGCAUGUUCACGUAAUCACGUCACGUAAUAUGUUAUUCCUCUCCAACUCUGUUGUUGUGCAAAACCUAAUGAAGUCAGUGAGCCACACCAUUUCAUAUUACUUCAUUACAGUUAACUUGGGCACUUUGGUUGCUUUUGCAUCAGUCCCUCACACGUUGUCCAGCUAAUGUAAAAUGAAAUUAUGAAGCCUUUCUGUAAAAUCUCACUAAACAUUUAUGGCCUGUUUUAGGAGGACCAGGACAGGGUGUACAAAUCAGGAAGUACAAAGACACGGAGUCACAUAUUUUUGGUUUUGGCCUUUUCAUGGGACUCAACACAUUUCUGAGGUUAUGAAGCGUAACAGUGGCAAAAAAUUUUACUGUAUUGAGCAUCUGUUUUAUCAUUUUAAUUUUGCAUACAUCUGCCGAAUCGUGAUACAUGAAUAUCAGCAUCCGAAUAGUUUAGUGUUCAACACAGACAUUUCAGCCACAUCGCCCAGCCCUACUGUGACGGCAUGUUUGAAGGCUCUUUAAGAGAAGGUGCUUCAAGUGUAGAAAGACGGCGCAGCUAACUUAGAGUAAACUUCUGAUUUAUUAUACUUUUGUUCAUUUUACAGUUGAUUACUGUUGCUUUCCUAAAUAUUAUGGAUGACUUUUUAUUUAGAAAUGAAGGGAAAGAAUAGCUUUUGUGAUGUGAAACUAAAUAUUUGUUGGAAAUGAAAAUACCAUCAAAGUAAAUAACAAUUUCUCAUCCCUGCAUGAGUGUAGCCCUGGGAUCCUCUGAGAAAUUUCCCAUUUGGCCUUUAAUUAUUUUCCUCCUUGAAAAACCCACCAGGAAAGUAUCAGAGGUCAUUGUUGCCUUGAAUAUUCAUCGUGUCACAAUUCACUUUUGAUAGUUUUGAAUAUUCUUUCCCAGUUUAAUCAUCUUCUUCAUUGUGUUCGAGGCGGGUGUGUGAGUGGGCUGAGCUCUUUCACUGGCGCUCUAUGUUCCAUCAGGGCUACUGACAGGAAAACAAUGUUUGUUUUCACCCAUCUUCUCCAAGAGCUGAGAUUAGAUUGCACAGUGAAGAAUGGGCCAGGUCCGCUCUUAGGUCUCUUUUUUUUUUCCCACCACAGCACAAUUUUCCCCCAGUAAAUUGGUCUGUGUUUGCCUCACUCUCUACACCAGCAAAACAACAUCUCCCCUGAAGCUAUAGGAUCUCAAUUCGUUCUUUCCCCAAUGCUGCGCUCUCACAACUCCAGUGUUUCUGCUCCUACAUGGUUGCCUCUCUGUGAUCUUUGCUCUCAGUUCAUGCACUGUUCUGCUGUUUUGCGGGGGGAUCUUGCAUGGCUUCGCUUUGAAGAUUCUUUCAAAUUUUUCCCACCAUGCUUUAUGUUGUUUAGCAGCUAACGUUUGCAAGAAUUAAAGCUGCACGUAUUAACUCAUCAUCAUCAUCAUCGUGAUUCUCAAAGCAAUUCAAAGCCGUGCUUUGAAAAUAACCUUGUCAUUUUUCAUGUUCAUGUACUUAUGAUCAGUCGGUGAGCAGUGUUCAGUGAUGGAUUCGUUUCUACACUGAAAUGGCCUCAAGAAAUCACUCAACAAUGCAAUAAAGAGGUAAAUGUUUACAUAAUGCUGACAUUCUUUGGGAACAUGAGUUUGGAGCAGAUCGUCAUUAAGCAUGCUGCGACAGUUUUGUGAAGCUUUGUUGCACUGUUGCAAUAGCCACCUGUUCCAUGUUUUCCCUCAAGGUCUUGUUCAGUGUCACAGAUCGAGACCUUUCACAGAUUGGCCUCGAAAUCCUUCCUCAGCAAAUCCCCCAUGUGCUAUCUGAAAUGAAAUUAGAAUGCCCAGCGCCUCACAAUAUGGCGUAUUGUUUUUCCUCAGCAUUUCCCCUGAAAUGUCGCCAUUCAUUUUGGUGAGUGAUUUCCGUGACCUGCAUGGAUCAGCUCCUUGGAGGGGGAUCUUGUGUGAAUGGAUGAUGCUCGGAAACACAAUCUACAUUGUGCUGCGUGUGUGGUCCUCUUUAUGACGCACACCAUGGUGCCAAUUCAGCUUAGUAUUACCUGCUUAUGAGCUAUAAACACAUGAUGUCACCGCCGGGCAGUUAGCUGUUCUACAAGUGUAAUGGAUGGCUUGGAUUCGCUUCACGCCCAAGUGGAGCAACUGUGUUGUUGGCUGAUAUUUUUGGAGGAGAAAUUGCUGUCUGAUCUUUAUUUGAAAUAAGACGCCGGCCAAAACUAGCUGCCCGCUGCAGAUUUAUGGACAGAUUUACAUCUUGUGGAUAACAACAACAAAAGCUGCAUAAAUUCCUCAACUGGAUGUCAGCAAACUGCUGUGCGCAGCAUUCCUUGCUAUUGGCAGCAUGUUUGGAGACCAGAAUCCAUACGAGGGCCCUCAGUGAACAGUGUGCAUAGGAUCAGUUAUACUUUACAUUUCACUUAAGGCUCAAGAAAAAAAGAAACAAACAGUUUUUUCCUCUGGGUUAGUGCUUACAGCUAGUAAAUGGCCAACUCUACUGUCCAUUUGUCAAGAAUUAAACAGUAACUGCAUUGGCAGAUCCCAAUGAGAAAAGUGGUUUUGAAUCACUUGCAGUCAGGUAACUGUCCAACUUUUUUAAAUUAUAUUGGCCGUGAGGGUCCGAUUCCUAAAGCUCCAAGUGAGUGAUGACUGUGUGAUUGUGAUGUGUGGAUCCUAGGUCAUUUGAAAUGUGAGCUGUCUUCCAGUGGAGCAUGUACAAAGUGCAUGAACAAAAGCAUUUUCAGUGGAUGAAACAACUCCUUUUGUACAUCAGGAUAUAUGGAUUAUUGUUCAGCUUCUGCUAAUGAAAUUGUACUGGGUUUGUACUUAGAAGCCUACCGAUUCUACCUUACAACAGGCUCGGAGUUCACAUGUGCUGUAUAUUGUUAAGUGGAGCGAGUGUGUUAAGAUGUUGUUUCUGUGUCUGUUCUACUUUCCAUUGUUCUCUAAAUGGUACUGUAUUGUAAGAUGUAAGAUGACAUAUAUAUUUUUUUACACGUAUCAUGUUGUACUGUAUAUAUUGUAUUUAAAAUGAAAUUAGAUUAAAUGAAUGGAUGCCAACUUCGUGGUGCGCUGAGUGCUGUGUGAAGCAGAGCUCGAGAGAGCCCAAAACAUUGAACAUGUGUCU